Molecule: messenger RNA, 1453 nt
Organism: Eucalyptus grandis
Lineage: Eukaryota; Viridiplantae; Streptophyta; Magnoliopsida; Myrtales; Myrtaceae
Product: membrane-anchored ubiquitin-fold protein 2
Exons: 5
Coding region: 786-1133 (115 amino acids)
Molecular function (GO): protein binding
Source: RefSeq, a predicted model, not a curated record
UCUCUAGUCCUCCCACGAAAAGUCGGGGGGAAAUUCGUGCUGUAACCACGAAUCAAAGUCCCCACUUGUUCCCACAUAGGAACGACACCCCCUUACCUACCCGAACGAAAGUAUACCUGCAUUUGCAUCGCCCCCCUUUUCAACGCCCGCGAAUGAUAUAAAUUGCAAUCAGAGCUCGUACACGUCGCGCGUGCGUAUGUGGAUUAUUGCAUGAUCGAAACGAGUCAAUCUAUAUAUAUAGAGAGAGAUUCGACGGGGAAUGGGGAACUGAGGAAUCCAUCGAUCUCAGAAGGAGGCGAAGGCGGCGAGGGAAGGGAGGACGGGUUGGGUUGGGUUGGGUUGACCCGGGCGGGCGGAUUCACGAGGCGCUUUGAAGACGCCGAAACGGGAGAUUGUUUUGAUCUUUUCCUCCUCUCCCUCUUCUUCUCCUCAUCCUCCUCCUCCUCCUCCUCCUCCUCCACCUUCUUUUUUAAUUGACUUUUUUUAUAAGCGUUCCGUCCCUCCCAUCGCGUCCAUCGACGGAGCCCGUCGCGGUUGCUUCCGGAAUUUUCGGCUUUGUUUUCCGUGACGAUUAGCUGUGUGCGGGGAACGAGAAGAGCCGCCGGCACCCCUCCACCCGGCCAGAUCAGCUCCUCUCUCUGGAGGCGAAAAAGUGUUGUGAGAGUGAGGACCGAAACCUUCCCUUGAUUUAUUGUUGCUGAACUCUUUUGUGGAUUUGCUCUGGAUAGAGCACAAGCGGAGAUCUUGGCCAUUUGGGUCCUGAAAAUCUGUGUGACAAGCUGAAGAUGAGUAGUGUGCAAGAUCAGUUAGAGAUCAAGUUUCGAUUGACUGAUGGGUCGGAUAUCGGCCCGAAAAGCUUUCCUGCUGCUACAAGUGUUGCCACUUUGAAGGAAAGCAUUCUUGCUCAGUGGCCAAAAGAGAAGGACAAUGGUCCAAGGACCAUCAAAGAUGUGAAGUUGAUUAGUGCAGGAAAGAUAUUAGAGAAUAGCAGAACAGUCGGUGAGUGCCGGAGUCCCCUCGUUGACACUCCUGGUGGAGUUACCACUAUGCACGUCGUUGUUCAAGCACCUAUAGAAAAAGAAAAGGAAUUAAACCAACCACGGCAGAAUCGGUGCGGUUGCGUCAUAUUAUAGCUUGCAGAUUCCAAGUGAAGACGGCAUUGUUACAGGAAAAGAGCAUCAAAGCUGGUAUAGAGAACGGUUUUGAGGAAUUGGUGUUCAAUGAGAGGGAGUCGGUACAAAACACGUCGUUAUACAAGUCAAUUUUCGUCACAGGUCUUUGGUUUCUUUAUGCUGCCCUUGGCCCCUUCCAUUGUAUCAUUUCGACACACCUUUUCUUUAUUUGUUUUCUCACCGAUUGCUCACUUUGUAGUUCUUAUAAACUCGGUAUUCAGCAAUAAUCUCAUCUCUUCAGGUCAUAUUCCUAUAUCGAAUACAUCUGCUCUUGGUUCCCA